ACGAUCUUUUUAAACUGUUGCCGGAGACGUUAGAGAAAUAGCUUCUUGAUUAGCAGAAUGCGCGUUUUUAACUGUCUUAUUCAAUAAUAAUUUAUUAAUAUCAAACUAGUUUCAGUGAACGAAAGUCAAAAUGAAGACCAAAGAUAUUGCUCAGCUCCUCGUCCAUACGAAUGAAGAAGUAAAGAGUGGUCAAAGGACAGCUGAGGAAAUGGAUCAAAUCAGACAAAAGACCUUGGCUUAUGAAUAUUUAUGCCAUCUUGAAGAGGCCAAGAAAUGGUUGGAAGCUUGCUUGAGAGAAAAAUUACCACCAACAACAGAAUUAGAAGAGAAUCUUAGAAAUGGAGUGUACUUAGCAAAACUUGGACAUUUUAUUGCUCCAGAUAUUUUGCCAUUGAAUAAAAUAUAUGACAUUGAGCAAAAAAGAUAUACUCUUGCUGGUUUACAGUUUCGACAUACAGAUAACAUAAACCACUUUCUAAAGUGUCUCAAAUCUAUGCAUCUACCAUUUACAUUUCAACCAGAAACAACAGAUAUUUAUGAUAAGAAAAACAUGCCUCGAUUGAUUUAUUGCAUUCAUGCUUUGAGUACACAUUUAUUCAAGUUAGGUAAAGCACCACAAAUUCAAGACUUAUAUGGAAAAGUUAACUUUACUGAUGAGGAAAUUGAUGCUGUUAGUAAAGAAUUAAAGAAAAUGGGUAUUCAGAUGCCUGCUUUUCAAAAAAUAGGUGGACUUUUGACAAACAGCAUGUCAGGAGAUACAGCUGCUUUACAUGCUGCAGUUAUAGCAAUAAAUCAAUCUUUGACUUCUCAGGUGUUGACAGAUCAAAAUUCACUCUCAAAUCAGCUACAAAAUUCUGCAGUACGUUUGAAGAAUAUUAAUCCUGAUUAUAUAAACUUUUAUUUUAUAGAACUGUUUGCUGCUAAAGAGAGAAAAGAACAAGCUGCUUUGAAUAGGUCUCUAAAUGAUAGUUACGUUUCUGAUGCUUAUGACGAGCUUUUAACGCAAGCUGAAAUCCAAGGACAUAUCAAUAACGUUAAUAUGCAAUGUGCAUUUGAACUUUUAACCGAUGCGGUUUGUCAAACGAUGAAAAACGUUGCAUCUGCUUUACAAAAUCCUGCUUUAAAACUUCAAUGUGUAUCGUAUGAUAAUGAUGAAGUAUAUAGACGUGAAUUGAGACCAUUAAUAACAAGCUGGGAAUGGGAAAAUCGUACCACGGAUAAUUGUCAAUAUUGGCAGAGCAAGUUACAGGAGAUCGUUCAUAGCUCUAAUGACAGUGCCAAGAAAUCGAAAAAACGUGAAGAAGCUGUUAAAUAUCUCAAUCAAGUCUUGCAAAUAGGUACAGAACAAGAAUUUCAUAAUGCUUUACUUAAUCCUAAAUUAGGAAUCUCCCAUCUGGUUGAUGAGUUUGCUGUUCCCUUGUAUUAUGAAGAGAUGAAGAUCGAUCGGAUCGAGUCUAAAGCUGACUUAACUCAUAGUGAUAUUAUUGUAAGUAUUAGAGUUUUAACUGCAAUUGCGAAUAUAACGAAAUCCAUUGACACCAAUGAUCCGGAUUUGAUAUAUGAAGCUUUAAGUAAUCAAGAUGCUCAUGUUGCUAAUCUCGAAGAAGACAAUAAAGUAAAGUAUUUGAGAGCCUUGGCAGCCGUUCGCCAUGAAAAACAAUUAACUGAAGAGAUAUGCCCUUUGUUAACGUUUAUUGACGUUCAGGAAUGCGUUGAUUUGGUAAAUGAACAGUGUUUUGAAGAUAAUAAAGUGGUAGAUGUGAUCAAUAGCUUGAAUAUUGCUGUAAAAAAAAAUAGCCGUUCUGAGAUGAUGGAAGCUUUGGAACAUAUUACAAUAAAAUUAGAAAAGAGUACGUCUCCAGAUGACGCUUCACUGUAUCUUAAAUUGUUUACUAAACGAUUGACAGAGAAGCAUUCGGACGGUUCUGAGUUAUGGCUUGAAGAUGUCGAGCAAAUUUUACAAACUGUGUUGGAUGAAUCAGAAAGCGUACAACACGCUUGCACCACAUUAUCACAGAUCAACGAGGGCCUUGAAAAAGAUCAUUAUAAUUUUACGAUUGAUUGCCUACAAGCAGCCAAUUUACAACUGUCGGAAAAACACAUGGUUCAAUGUUAUGAAGCACUAAAAGCACUUAGAAAAAUUAAGAAAGAGAGAUAUUCAUGCAAUUACGUGCAGUUUAUCACUCCUGGUGGUAAUGAAGCAUUUAUUGAUAUGGUCAACUGUAGUUACACUUGGGACCAUAUUAAAAAUGUAACCGAGUCGCAGUACGUCACUAAAAAAGACAUAGAAGACGUUAUCAGAGAUAUCACUAUAGCAGAAGCAUCUUUAGAAAUAAAUAAGGACUUUGAAAAACUGCUUAUAAGAUUACAAGCUUGUGUAAGAGGCUACUUGAUACGUAUGAAACUUGCAAACUGUUUGGACAAAGUUGUAAAAAUUCAAGCUUGGUGGCGUGGACAAUUGCAAAGACGUGCUUACGCUAAAAUUUUGGAGCGAAGAUUGAGAAGUAGUGCCGAAGCAGUUUGUAACUAUGUAAAAGUAAAAGCUAAAUAUCAACGAACUAUGGAUUAUUACAAACAACAAGAACAUAAAAUAAUCAAGAUUCAAGCUUUGUGGCGUGGUCGAUCGGCAAGACGAGCUUUCGAUUCACUUUUACGCAUGGACAAACCUCCGUUUUCGAUUGUUAGACACUUCUCUGGUAUCCUGAACUUCAAUGCUGAAGAUUACGACAAAGAUCUUCAGUUGCAGCAACUGAAAAACGAUGUUGUUCAGCUCAUCAAGCAUAAUCAAAAACUUUCUUACCAGUUAAAUAACAUGGACAUUAAAAUUGGUUUACUCAUUCAAAAUCGUGUUACUCUGCAGGAUGUAGUCGCACACGGAAAGAAUUUGGAAAAUUUAACAAAAGACAAGGAAUUACACCAAAGAAUCCGUCAUAAUUCAAUGUCUUGUGAGAGUUAUAGCACUUAUAAAGGAUUAAAAUCGCUAACGAAAGAAGGACGCAGGAUGCUUGAAGGCUACCAACACCUAUUUUAUUCUCUUCAAACAAAUCCUAUAUAUUUGUCUAAAUUGCUUUUCCUCUUACCACAGAGUAAAUCAAACAAAUUUGUACACAAUGUUAUCAUGACUUUAUUCAAUUUCGGUUCGAAUUCACGAGAGGAAUACCUAUUCUUAAAGUUGCUGAGUACUGCAUUAGAGGAUGAAAUAAGAGGUAAAUUGCAAAAGCCGUCGGAAGUUAUUACUGCUACCCCUAUGGUUUUAAAAAUGGCUGUGAACUAUGCGAAACAGGUAAAUGGUUCAAGAUCGUUACGCGAGAUUCUUGGUCCAACGAUCGAAAAAAUCCUCAAUGAUAAAAGCAUAUCAAUCGAAACAAAUCCAGUGGACAUUUACAAAUGCUGGAGAAAUCAAUUAGAAAUGGAAAAGGGAGAAGCAUCGGAUCUGCCUUACCAUGUAACAGAGCAACACGCUUUACAAUACGUAGAUGUACAAAAGCGACUGAGUAAAAGCAUCAGAAUAUUACAAACAACUGUUUUAGAAUUUUUAAAUAAAAUAACGUCGUCCCGAGAUUUGAUUCCAUAUGGCAUGCUGUAUAUGGCAAAAGUACUGUACAGAACAUUGAGCGAAAAAUUUCCAGACACUCCUGAGAAAGAAAUUCUUAAAGUUGUGGGAAACUUGGUUUACUAUCAUUUUAUUAACGCUGCCAUUGUUGCUCCCGACGCAUUUGAUAUUAUAACUUUGCCAAUGAAAAUGACACUUUCCAAUGAUCAAAGAAGAAACCUAGCCAGUAUUGCUAAAAUUUUGCAGUUUGCAACAUCAAAGAAGGGCUUUGAUGAAGAAGCAACACAUUUGGUAUGUCUCAACUCUUUCAUAAUCCAAUGUCACGAGAAAUUCAAGAAAUUCUUCCGUUACUGCUGUCAAGUUGAAGAACUUGACGAUCAUUUCAAUAUGCACGAGUACGCAGAAGCUACGCUCAUUCAUAUGCCCGAAAUCGUAAUUUCUUUACAAGAAAUCUGCGAUACCCAUUGUCUAUUACUCAAUUACCAAUACCAUAUUGCUCCAAAUCCAAUGGACUCGCUUCAUGAGUUACUUGAUGAUCUUGGAAAUGCACCUACAGUUGCAACUCUUCUUGGAUUACCUGACAAUGUGAGUGAGAUAGAUAUAGCACGUCUUGGUAAGACUGAAGUGAACCUCGUCCUCAGCAAUAAGUUCGAAGUUCCUGUGAGUAAUGAUUCGAGUCUAAGUAGGUUAUUUAUCAAAACAAAGGAGCUGUUAGUUUCGGUACUUAAAUAUUUGAAAGGUGACUCUUUAGUUGACGCACUGAGUACUUCAUCGUCUCCAAUUCAAGAAAAACUAUACAGUGUUAAAACUUUGUCAAUAACGCAACAUAAAAGUUUAUCCUUGGAUGAUUGCAAGCUUCAACUGCAAGCUUAUCUCGAUAAACUUGAAAUGGGUGGAUGGGUGUCGCGCGAAGAUGGAUAUCAAACUAUAGUAACUGCAGUGGCGAAAGAUUUAUGUAACAAAGGUCGAUAUAGAGUUGCCAGAAACAAAGAGCUGGCAAUGCUUCGCGGUACAAAACAAAGACUGGAGGAAAAAUCCAAUUAUUAUAUGGAACAAGUCGAAUAUUAUAGUAUGUAUAUCAAGCAGUGCUUGGCAAAUUUGAACACAGGAAAAGGAACCUUGCGAACUCAUAAAGACAAUCACAAAAAUAACCACGUCAAACUCAAAUCCAACAUGACUUUAAAAUACUCCGCAGCCCGAUUACACGAUAAAGGCAUCCUUGUAGAAAUAACUGGUCUAAGUAAGUCACAAUUUAAAAAUGUGAUGUUUGAAAUUACGCCGACCGACAAUGACGGAAUAUUUACGGUACGCGGAAAAUUCAUGGGUGUUGAAAUGGAAAAAGUUGACGUCGAUGUGACAAAACUACUCGAGUUACAGUACGAGGGUUCGCCAAUAAUGAAUAUGUUUGGCAAGGCCAGGAUCAAUGUUAAUCUUCUGUUGUAUCUGCUCAAUCGUAAAUUUUAUGGAAAAAAAUAAGAUGGUUUUAUAAUGCAGAAAUGUUUAUAUGUAUGAAUGAUAUCCAAUAAUUAUUGUGCUUUUAAAUUAUAAUAAAACGAAUGAGGAAGAGAGUAUUAUUAAGACAUAGUGAUUUUAAUAGAGAAACUAAAAAUAUUUUAUUUCUUUGUAAUUUGGAACUAUUUCAUUAUUACGAAAUUGCGUACUGUAUACGAUUGCUAUAAAAUUAUCAAUUUUGUAUUAUUUACUCAGCAAAAAUUAAACAAAAGCAUUCUUCUAGGACUAAUCAGUUAGCAUUUAUUAAAUAUAAUUUGUAAAUAUCAAUAGUUAUAUGUCAUUGAACAGUAACAAAAUAAUUAAAUAAGAAAUCGGUUUAAUAAGGAUAAAUAAUUCGAAUAAAGUAUUUAAAAUACGCCGUGCGGAAAGUAUAACUUUACUGUACGUUUGGCGAAAAACGUGCGUUCAAAUUAAUACUUUUCACACGUUUUAAAAAAUAUCUUCUUGAGAUAUGAUGAGAAUGAGAUUCUUGUCUCGUGUGUCUUUCCACCCUCGCUUUGCUCAAGCGUAAAUCUCACACGAACAACAAUCAACUUUUCCGCACUAUUUAGGUGAUGUACUAUUUUUAAACAAAUUAUCACGUAGUUAUUAGUUUUAAUGACGUAUUGACAUAUUAAAUUUUAUUAAAAUAAAUAUAUCUUUGUAUUUUUAAUGAAGGCGUAUAAUGUAUUUUUUAACGAGAAUUUAUUAGUUAUCAUCCAAUAUUUUAGUUCGAAAAAGGAUUUUUAAGCGUGUUUCAAUAUUUAUAUAUUUGUAAAUUAUAAUUUUAUAACAUUUAUGAAAUAUAAUCAAGACUCAA
Messenger RNA from Phymastichus coffea, 5864 nucleotides. Its product is annotated as ras GTPase-activating-like protein IQGAP1. The coding region runs from base 131 to 5029 and encodes 1632 amino acids. Gene Ontology annotation, molecular function: actin filament binding; calmodulin binding; GTPase activator activity. The transcript has 23 exons. Lineage: Eukaryota; Metazoa; Arthropoda; Insecta; Hymenoptera; Eulophidae. Gene Ontology annotation, cellular component: cytoplasm. The record is from RefSeq and is a predicted model, not a curated record. Gene Ontology annotation, biological process: regulation of actin cytoskeleton organization; regulation of GTPase activity.